CACAGUGCAGCCGCGCGACCUGCUCCGUGCUGCUGGACCGGGAGGCGGACAGAGUUUGUAGCGGCAGAGCGGUGACCGCGCGUCGGGGUGGAAACUAACCGGAUGACCACUGCUGGAAACUCCCGGACCUACCGGACCUAGCGUUUCUUCCUCUGGUGAUUUUUAACCGUUUCCCCCUUUUUUUCCUCUUUUUCUCUCGUCCCGGUGCUCCGUCCGCUUCUUACACCACCACCACCUCUACCCCACUACCUCCCCAAGAAGCGUGCCAUCAGCGGAGGAUGCUGUUGCUGCUGUCGGUACAAACAGCCCGGUGGUAAACGGAGUAGCAGUGAGUGACCCCCGGUCCGGACGGGUGUUCUCCCCCGGCUGGGCUCCAGCCGUCCCCCCCCUGAGAGAGGAAGGAUCGCCGGGUUGACGCGCAGCGCUGGUCACGACAGUAAAAUUGGACAGAAAUUGUGGAGGAAUAAUCCCCCCUCCCCCUUGCUUGUCUGACUGGAUUGUUUGAUUUGUUUUAAGGUCUUUUUUCCCUGCCUUGUGGAUUGUUAAUUUAAUUUUUUCCCGGAGUGGCUCCGUCUGGGUACCGAGGAGGAGCGGAGCCUGUAGCCGGGCUGGGGCGCUCAGAGCUGGGGAACCGCGCGGCUCUCACCCGGUCCAGAGCGGUGCUAUCGGGCGGAGUCAUGGCCGCGCUGAGGUGGGAGGUUCUGCUGUUCCUGACGGUCGUCCUGCUGGUCUCCUGCGCCGCCUCGCCCACCGACAUCCUGUAUCGGGUUCCCGAGGAGCAGCCUCCCAACACGCUGAUUGGUAGCCUGGCGGCGGACCAGGGCCUGCCUGACACCGGACACCUCUACAAGCUGGAGGUGGGCUCGCCGUACCUUCGGGUGGACGGCAAGACCGGCGACAUCUACACCACCGAGAUCCCCAUCGACCGUGAGACGCUGAGGGACUGCCGCAACCUGUUUGAGGGCGACAAAUGCUUCCUGGAGUUUGAGGUGUCGAUCACCGACAUGGUGAAAGGCAUCGGCACGGGGCCGCGGCUGAUCGAGGGCCGCAUCGAGGUGGUGGACAUCAACGACAACACGCCGCAGUUCUCCUCGCCCAUCCUCACCCUGUCCAUCCCAGAGAACACGCACAUCGGUGCCCUCUUCUCCAUCCCCAUGGCCACCGACAGGGACUCCGGCAGCAACGGGGUGGCCGAGUACUCGCUGAGCACCGGGCCCGAUGCCGACCAGCUCUUCACCCUGCAGGUCGCCGUGGACUCGGACGAGAAGCUGCCUCAGCUGGUAGUCAUGGGUAACCUGGACCGCGAGAAGAAAGACUCGUACGACCUGAACAUCCGGGUGAUGGAUGGCGGGAAGCCGCCAAGGGCGAGCAGCGCCCUGCUGCGGGUCACCAUCACCGACCAGAACGACAACUCACCCAAGUUUGAGAGGAAUCAGUACAAUACCGAACUGCUGGAGAACAGCCCACAGGGACACUCUGUGCUGCAGGUCAGAGCCAAUGACGCAGAUACCGGCACCAAUGGAGAGAUCGACUACAGCAUCCAUCAGGCGACGGAGUCUGUCCAGAGGCUUCUGCGCAUUGACCGCUCUACAGGCAUCAUCUACGUCAAGGGCCUGGUGGACCGUGAGGAUGAAAGCCUUCUCAAAUUCUUUGUGUUUGCCAAAGAUCGUGGGCCCUACUCCAAGAGCUCUAAGGCCCAGGUAACCAUCAUCAUCAAGGACCAGAAUGACAACGCACCGGCCAUCGAGAUCCGUGGUAUUGGCUUGGUGACACACUACAAUGGUGUGGCCAACAUCUCUGAGGACAUGCCCAUUGGCACUCCAGUGGCGUUGGUCCAGGUGUCGGAUCGUGACGAGGGGGAAAAUGCGGUGGUAACGUGCGUGGUUGCAGGUGACGUCCCAUUUCAGCUCCGACCUGCAAGUGAGUCAGCCAACGAUCGGAAGAGGAAAUAUUUCCUUCAGACAACUACCUUGCUGGAUUUUGAGAAUUUGAGGGAUUACAGAAUUGAAAUUGUUGCUGUGGAUUCUGGGAACCCAGCCCUGUCCAGCACCAACUCACUCAAAGUGCAGGUCACAGACAUAAACGACAACUCACCAAGCUUUUCCCCUUCGCUGCUGGAGGUGGACUUUUCAGAGGGCAACCAGCCAGGUGACAAGGUGCUUGAUGUCAUGGCGACAGAUGCAGACAGUGGCACCAACGCAGAACUGUCCUACAGCAUCAUCGAGAACCCGGCCACCAGGCUUUUUGAAAUUGAAUCCAACACUGGAGAGAUCCGUGUGAAGAAUCUGCUGGAUCGGGAAGAAACGGAGCGUUAUGAGUUCCGUGUGGCUGCAGCAGACAAGGGCAUUCCUAGCAAAACUGGCACUGCUACUGUGGUGGUUAAUGUUCUGGACCGCAAUGACAAUGACCCCAAGUUUAUGCUGAGUGGCUACAGCUUCUCUGUCAUCGAGAACAUGGCUCCUCUGAAUCCUGUUGGUGUAGUGACUGUCACUGAUGCCGAUAAGGGUGAGAACGCCAGAGUAAAGCUAUUUGUAGAACCUGACAAUGGCAAAUUUGUCAUCCAGAACGGCACGGGAACCAUCCUGUCCAGCAUCUCCUUCGACCGUGAGAAGGAAAGCACCUAUACCUUCCGCCUAAAGGCUGUGGAUGCUGGUGUCCCACCUCGAUCCUCAUAUGUGGGGGUGACUAUCAAUGUCCUGGACGAGAAUGACAAUGCCCCCUACGUUACCAAACCGGCUAACUCUUCCUACAAAUACAUGUCGCCCGUCACCCCGCCGGACACCAGUGUGGAGGUGGUAGAGGCUGAGGACAUUGACUCUGGACUCAAUGCUGAGCUGGUCUAUGCCAUCACAGGUGGAAAUCCGUAUGGCCUGUUCCACAUCUCGCCCAACAGCGGGGAAAUCACACUGGUGCAGGAGUUCACCGGCAAGCACAAUGGACUGCACCGCCUGGUGGUGAAGGUUAGCGAUAAAGGCAAACCUCCCCGCCACACCAGUGCCCUAGUCCACGUUUUUGUCAAUGACACCAAGUCCAAUGUCUCCCUCAUUGAAGCACUGGUUGGAUACAGCCUCUCCACCCCUCUGGACAAGGAUAUUGCCGGAGAUCCCAACUACGCACAUGCUCAGCGCAGCAACAUCCUAUAUGGCAGCCUUGCGGGUAUUGCUGGUGUGAUUCUGGUCAUUGUAGCGGUGGUGGUCAUCAGACACAGACUGCAGCAGGACACCAAAAGCGGCUACCAGGCCGGCAAGAAGGAGAGUAAGGACCUGUACGCUCCCAAGCAGGGCCCCAAAAAUGGCAAGGGGAAAAAGAGCAAAAAAGGAAAAGCUCCUAAACCGGCCAAGCCACUGGAGGAGGACGAGGAGGCCAGCCUGCAAAAAGGCCUUAAUUUCAACCUCAUCAACGACAACGUCAACGACAGUCCCAGAAUCCACCUGCCCCUUAACUACCCACCGGGAAGCCCCGACUUGGGCCGCCACUACCGCUCCAACUCCCCCCUUCCCUCCAUCAUGCUGCAGCCACAGUCGCCCUCUGCCUCCAAGAAGCACCAGGCCGUUCAGGACCUCCCCGCCACCAACACCUUUGUGGGAACAGGCGACAACACCUCCACAGGCUCCGACCAAUAUUCGGAUUACAGCUACAAGGCCAACCCGCCCAAAUACAGCAGCAAACAGUCACAGCCUCCCCACCGCCGAGUGACCUUCUCCACAUCCAAUCAGGCGCAGGACCAGCAGGACCCGUCCCAGCACAGCUACUACGACAGCGGCCUGGAGGAGUCGGAGACGCCCAGCUCCAAGUCGUCGUUGGGGCCGCGGAUCGGCCCCCUGGCGCUGCCAGAGGACCACUACGAGCGGACCACACCUGACGGCAGCAUCGGCGAGAUGGAGCACCCGGAGAACGGUGGAGCGUCGUCGAGCGCCCAGCCGGAGAGAGGGGCCGGACAAAAAAGACUGCCUUAAGACAAAACUAAAGACACAAAGAGCAUCUAAAGCUUUUUUUUUUUCCUCCUCUGAUUUACAAAAAGAAAACAGAUUAAGUCCUCAAGCUUUUUUCCUCUCUGCUGCAGUUCUGAGGAUGUUUCUCUUCCCUUCCCUCCUUGCCUGUGGUCGUGAACUGCUUUUUUUGCUUCAUGUUGCACAUUCUUGGUACAAGUUUCCGUCGAGGAGAAUCGAAUCACAAAAAAACAGAUGAAAGGAAAAACAUUUUUGUUGGAGAAAAUGUCCCGAAUAACACGGAAUUAAUGGUGUUUGGUUCUUCUGGGGUCUUUUCUUCCCACCACGUCCUUUGUAGACCAUUUUUCGGGAGGUGGAUUUGUACUUUUUUGUCGACGCUGCGCUGUUCUCUGUAUGGAUUUAACCGAAGCCUAAGUGGACUCGUCACAGUCGCAGUGGAUUAUUGGCUCAACCUUUCAUGGGUUUUUGCUCUUGUUGCCCUUUUUUUUAAUUGUUUUUGCACUGUGAGAACUGUCGUUCCACUUUGUUUUCCCAGUGUCACAUUUUAUGGGCAAAUCAAUCCCUUUUCAGACUUUUUUGUUUGAAUGUUUUGGUAGCCCUGGUGCCUGAAGUUGAUAAUUGACAGUCAGGGUUCGGAGGACAGGGUGAACGGCACAUAAUCAGCCGACCCACCUCCUCUCACCGGCCAAUAGAAACUCUGGUAGGAGCUGUCGUGGAAAUCUUUUUGGUCCGCAUCGUCUCACUCAUUCAUCCCUUCUCGAUUAAAACAUGUGUCUCCAGUUAAAGGAGCAGCAGAGUCAGAAUAUCACCUUCAUCUCUGUGCGACCAGGACGUGUUUAGCAUAGCUUAGCACAAAGACUAGAAGCAGAGGGAAACUGCUAGCAUAGCUUCAUCAAAACUGAACAAAUAGCUUGUCACAGAAAUGUCAGAAUUUGAAAGUGUAAGGAAGCAACAAGAAAUGACGGAAAUGCCAAAGAUAUGUUUGAAGUGGUACAAACAGUAUGUUCAACACAUUGUUUUGUUCCACUAGAGGGCGCUGACAUUUAUUUAGAGUUUCCCAAAUUUAAGGAAUCUGUAGAAGAAGUUUGUCUUCAAGCUGUUAAGUUGUUUUAACGCCUCUACCAAGGUGCUACGUAGUCGACCCUGAUUUACUAAAUUUCAAGCGGUAUUUUAGUGUUACCUGAAAUAAUUUUAGGAAUUUAGUCAUUUGCAUAAACUACACCAAAUCUCAACAUUUCCCAAAAUAUAGGUGAUAAAUUAUUAAAAUGAUGAGUAUUGUUGGGCAAACCCAGCUCACCAACGAGAGGCGCUAAUGCUCUGUGUUAACUCGCCUGUCAAAUGUGUUAGCUUAGCUUCCCUGCUAGCCUCACUAAAGCAAGGCUAGUAGUUUCCCCUUCCUUCCAGUCUUUGUCCUUCGCUUCUAAAACUGUUACAACUUUACAAGAGAAAAUAUAAUAACUGCGACUCAGAUUCAUUACAGAGGAAGUAUUGAAAUCCACACGUAUCUAGCAUCUAUCUAUCAAUCUAUCUAUCCAGCUAUCCAGCUAGCAACCUAGCUAACUGCUGCUAAUGCAUAUUUGAACCAAAUCCGCUCUCCAUCUUUAUCACCCCUCAUUCUCCUGUACUUCUCUCUAAGACAAACAAUCCAACUUUUAAAGUUGUUUUUCAUGGAGUUUAACCAGUCAUCUUGGCAGUUAGAAUAUCUAUUGACCUGUCAAUCAAAUCUGAAGACUGAAACGGUCCCUGACCUGUCAGUCAGAUCUCUACUUUCUUGUAUUUUCCAGUAAAUAAAACGCGUGUAGGACUCAGCUGGUUGGUUAGUACGACAGCUUAGUAACAGAAGAUUUACUGUUACCGUUGAUCUGACUUGUAUGUAAGUACAACAGUGUGUUUAUUCUGAAAUAUAACAGUAUGUUUAUGGGAUAUAAAGUUGUAAAAUGGUGUUCGAGUUUGAAUAUUUGUAGUCAUCACUGGUUUGCUGUAGGAGUCAAACAGAGCAGCUCGGCGACCUGCUGCUGUACCUGUGAAUGUACUUUGUAUUCAGAGGUUUUUAUUACAAUAAACAAGUGCUGAUAUCAU
This is a messenger RNA of Cottoperca gobio, 6029 nucleotides long. RefSeq names its product protocadherin-1-like. Lineage: Eukaryota; Metazoa; Chordata; Actinopteri; Perciformes; Bovichtidae. Gene Ontology annotation, cellular component: plasma membrane. The record is from RefSeq and is a predicted model, not a curated record. The transcript has 5 exons. Bases 678 to 3956 code for a protein of 1092 amino acids. Gene Ontology annotation, biological process: homophilic cell-cell adhesion. Gene Ontology annotation, molecular function: calcium ion binding.